AUGGUCUGUGUUGAGAUUAUAGCCAGGCGACGAGAUGCAGAAUAUUAUCAUGUUUUUGCAAAAAAAAUAACACAAAUCAAAAUUUGACGUAUUUUCUGCACACUCAACAAAACUAUGAAGUGGGAGGGGAUCAUUUUUACUUUUCUUUUAAUUUAUAGCAGCUCGUUUGGGUGCAUUUUCUUCCUCACGCCCCUCAUUCCAUUUGUUUACUUUCAACCACGUUUGGGAAGAUGGUUAAUGGAUCAGAUGAUAUGGUUAUGGCAGCUGUAUGCUGUGUUUCUUUAUGAGAAAAUUUGUGGUGUGAAAGCAGUGAUCACAGGAGAUGUUGUUUAUGAUGAUGAAUGUGAACUUAUCAUAAUGAAUCACAGGACAAGAUUUGAUUGGCUGUUUGUUUUUUCCUAUCAGAUCAGAUGUGGGUCUCUCAGACAUUUUAAAAUCAGCCUGAAGGAAAUUCUUAAAAAUGUUCCAGGUCCAGGAUGGGCCAUGCAGUGUGCAGGAUAUCUUUUUCUUCACAGAAAUUGGGAACAUGAUAAAAGUACAAUAUCAAAAUGUUUUAUGUACUUUAAAAAGUUAAACUACAAACCUCAGAUUCUACUGUUUCCUGAAGGCACAGAUUUAACACCAUGGACUAAAGCUAAGAGUGAUAAAUUUGCCCAAGAUAAUGGUGUUGAGCCUUACGAGUAUGUUUUACAUCCAAGAACCAGAGGAUUUAAAUAUUUUGUGGAACAGAUGAGAGAUGUUAACCUGUUUGAUUCAAUAAUAGAUGUCACAGUUGGAUACCCUGUAAAUAUACCACAAAAUGAGUCUGACAUUCUGAAGGGAAACUUUCCAAAAGAAGUUCAUUUCUAUAUCAAACGACACAAAGCUCUUGACAUUCCAUCCAGUGAAGAAAAUGUUGACAUUUGGUGUCAAAAAGUUUGGAAAGAAAAAGAAGAACGGUUGAAAAAAUUCUAUCAAGAUAAGAAAUUUGAUGUAAAAGAUAACAAAAUCAAACUUAAGGAUGAAAGUGAAAUCCAAUCUCUUUUCAAGUUUGCAAAUAUAUUUUGGAGUAUAUUUCAGAUAAGUACUUUUAUACUUCUGAUUUAUGCUCCAAUUAUACGCUGGUUUGCACUUUUAUCUAUAAGUAUAUUUGUAUUUAUCAGUAAAUUUGGUGGAAUUCAAGUUUUAUUAGAUUGCGAAUUAGAAAAUGCAAAGCACUAUAUGUAAGUUUUAAAUUUUUGAAGUAAAAAUGCACGAUAUUUAUUAGUAUGGUAAAAUACCAGUUUUUCAAAACUCAUAGGGUAGCUAAUAAUUUAAAAUAUUAAUAUUAUGGUGGUAAAAUUUAAAAAAAAAAAAAAUCUUCACCAUUGCACACAAUUUUUUAUACUUAUUCACACUUUGUCUUGAAUUAUUUUUUCAAACUAAGGGUACCGUAGAAUACAAAAAGUUUGAAGAAAAAAUUGUUCUUUUAAUUAUGUUAGUCAUGUAUGUUUAAAUUUUCAUUACACAAUAUCACUUAAAGUGGUGCUUGAAGUCAGUAAACUGUUAUAUGAGAGAAGACAAAAUAUUGUAAAGAUGUUAGUUUAGAUUUAAAUAUUUUGCAGGAUUUUGAAAGAUUUUAAAAAAGUGUAAAAAUGUUAUUAUUAUGAAUGGAGUUUUCCUCAAGUUUCUUCACCUAUGCAUAUCUUGAAUAAUUAUAUAAAAAAAAAAUUGUUUUAGAAUGAUCAUAAUAAUUAUGUCGAAAUAUAUAAAAUAUGGGCAGAUAUGAAAAUUGUUAUGAUUUUAUCUUUAUUAAGGUAGCACAAUACAAAGAUUUUAUACUUCCAAUUCCCCAGUUUUAAAAUGCUGUAACUUUCUUUAUAAUGCUUGAAAAUUUAUAAAAGUGGUAUUUAUGGAU
Mytilus californianus (California mussel) is the source of this 1876-nucleotide messenger RNA. Its product is annotated as lysocardiolipin acyltransferase 1-like. The transcript has 5 exons. The coding region runs from base 115 to 1206 and encodes 363 amino acids. The record is from RefSeq and is a predicted model, not a curated record. Gene Ontology annotation, molecular function: acyltransferase activity. Lineage: Eukaryota; Metazoa; Mollusca; Bivalvia; Mytilida; Mytilidae. Gene Ontology annotation, cellular component: endomembrane system.